AUGUGACAUCCUCUUAUAGCCACUCACACACACACACCAGCAAACUUACACACACCAGCAAACUUACACACCCUGCCUUUAUACAGGGCUAACCUUCAGCAAGUGCAAGUGAGUGAUCACUCAGGAAGGCGACUUUGCGUCUCUCCCCCCCACUCAGGGAACACCGUUGCCAGGGUUUGCCCAGAGGGAGCUGCAGAGGGAAGAUGCUGUGUAGCAGAGUAAUCGGGAUCAUUCUCUCCUGUGCCAGCCUGAUAUUCAUCCUCACCGGGCUGCUGACAGAUUACUGGCUGGUAGACUUUGGUGAAAAGCUCUCCCAUCAAGGACUGUGGCAGAUAUGCAGUAAGAAUGUUUGUUAUCAACUCUCAGGCAGCGGGUUUCUUGGUGCCACUCGUGGGCUUGUUAUCUUCUCCACGGCCCUCCUCCUGCUUGGCAUGGUGUCUGCCUGCUUGUCGUUCAAUAACUUAUCUGUGGGGAAGAUCACUGCGUCCCUUCUGGCAGCCAUGUUGAAGAUUUUGGCAGGUAUCUUCCUUCUCAUUGGAAUGUCUGUAUACACCGGAGAAACUGUCAGUUUUGUCAAUAAUGGAUCCCUUAACUACCAGUGGUCUUUCUACCUCUGUUGGGUUGCAGUUUUUAUGCUGUUCAUUUCAGGGGCAUGUAACAUUGUGGCCCACCAAGCCUCACCAACGCCUGGAUACGAAGCUGUCUGAACAAGAGCGCCUGCCUCAGAACAUCAGGAUCCUCAGCCAAUCCCAUUCCCUGUUUGCUUGAUAAUGCCAAGGCUAAUGAAAGGGCUAAUAUAGUACAGUUUGUAUUAGUGAACAAAGCUCUUAUUGCACUUUGGCAAGUUUCAAUAAAAUAUUUUGCAUCUCUGUA
This is a messenger RNA of Xenopus tropicalis (tropical clawed frog), 873 nucleotides long. RefSeq names its product protein NKG7. Lineage: Eukaryota; Metazoa; Chordata; Amphibia; Anura; Pipidae. The record is from RefSeq and is a predicted model, not a curated record. The transcript is spliced from 5 exons. Gene Ontology annotation, cellular component: membrane. Bases 204 to 707 code for a protein of 167 amino acids.